Messenger RNA from Oncorhynchus mykiss (rainbow trout), 3029 nucleotides. The record is from RefSeq and is a predicted model, not a curated record. NCBI's taxonomy places the organism in Eukaryota, Metazoa, Chordata, Actinopteri, Salmoniformes, Salmonidae.
CACUGCUUCCGUGCAAGCCCGGGCUCCGAGAACUUCACCACACCUACCCCUCUCUGCGUUCUGCACAAUGUCUGAGUAACAUUGUUGUUUCACUUUGGUCACACAUAAUGAAAUAGCCUAAUUUAAUUACGAUUUUAGAGAUAUGUAAUUAUAUCCAGACAAUUUCGAAAAAGUCAAUUAUUUCUUUAAUUGUAGUAAAUAAUAAUGUACUUCUAAUGUACUUCUAUUCACAGCCAUUUUUCCAAACUAUUUUACUCAACUCCUACUAUUUGUUGAAUGCAGCCCUAACAUGUGAGCAUGCAGGAUUUGAUAUUAGGGCUCUUUUUUAAAUUUUCUUAGUAGUACAGGAUUAGAUAGGAUGGUUUAGUUUCUCUUAAUGUUUGGUUCUUUAUUCAUUAUUCUCUGAACUGUGAUUGACUACACAAUCCAGUACAGUAGGUAGCGGCAUGCCCCUAUAACGUAUGUUUGCGGAACGCGGUAAUAUUAUAGAAGAAGAAGAAGAAGGCUGUGAGCCUGCGCAUUGUCGCAAAUGCGGUUUGGCGUUGUGACUCCAUUUAUGCGGUAUUUCGUGUUGUUUCCAAGCGGGAAACAGUAGUCAGGUCAGUAAGAUUAAUACAGUGGUCGGUUAGACAGCAGUCUCUCCGAUUAUAAACUUCGCUGGUAGGGGAUCUACUAAAAGAGGAAUAUGCCCCGAGAAAUCAUAACACUUCAACUUGGCCAAUGUGGAAACCAAAUUGGUUUUGAGUUUUGGAAACAACUCUGUGCAGAGCAUGGCAUCAGUCCGGAGGGGAUUGUGGAGGAGUUCGCCACAGAGGGCACUGACAGGAAGGAUGUCUUCUUCUAUCAGGCAGACGAUGAACAUUACAUCCCCCGUGCUGUUUUGUUGGAUCUGGAGCCCAGGGUGAUCCACUCUAUCCUCAACUCCCCCUACGCCAACCUGUACAACCCAGAGAACAUCUACCUGUCGGAGCACGGAGGAGGUGCAGGGAACAACUGGGCCAGCGGCUUCUCACAGGGUGAGAAAAUCCAUGAGGAGAUCUUUGAUAUCAUAGACAGAGAGGCGGACGGCAGCGACAGUUUGGAGGGUUUUGUCCUUUGUCACUCCAUCGCUGGGGGAACCGGGUCCGGGCUGGGAUCCUACCUGCUGGAGAGGCUCAAUGACAGGUACCCUAAGAAGCUGGUGCAGACCUACUCUGUGUUUCCUAACCAGGAUGAGAUGAGCGACGUGGUGGUGCAGCCCUACAACUCACUGCUCACACUCAAGAGGCUCACCCAGAACGCAGACUGUGUGGUGGUACUGGACAACACUGCUCUGAACCGCAUCGCCACCGACAGGCUGCACAUCCAGAACCCCUCCUUCUCCCAGAUCAACCAGCUGGUUUCCACCAUCAUGUCAGCCAGCACAACCACCCUGCGUUACCCUGGAUACAUGAACAACGACCUGAUUGGUCUGAUCGCCUCUCUCAUCCCCACGCCCCGCCUUCACUUCCUGAUGACUGGCUACACACCGCUCACCACUGACCAAUCGGUGGCCAGUGUGAGGAAGACCACCGUGCUGGAUGUGAUGCGGAGGCUGCUGCAGCCCAAGAAUGUCAUGGUGUCCACGGGCAGGGACAGACAGACCAACCACUGCUACAUUGCCAUCCUCAACAUCAUCCAGGGAGAGGUGGACCCCACCCAGGUCCACAAGAGCCUGCAGAGGAUCCGGGAGCGUAAGCUGGCCAGUUUCAUCCCCUGGGGUCCAGCCAGCAUCCAGGUGGCUUUGUCCAGGAAGUCCCCGUACCUACCUUCCGCCCACCGCGUCAGCGGCCUGAUGAUGGCCAAUCACACCAGCAUCUCCUGUCUGUUCGAGCGGACUUGCAAGCAGUACGACAAACUGCGAAAGCGCGAGGCCUUCCUGGAGCAGUUCCGCAAGGAGGACAUCUUCAAGGAAAACUUUGACGAGCUGGACAACUCCCGCGAGGUGGUGCAGCAGCUCAUCGACGAGUACAGUGCUGCCACACGGCCCGACUACAUCUCCUGGGGAACUCAGGAGCAGUGAGGACAGAUGGGAUAUACACCCCUGUCACAUGACAUGGGUCUGGUCCACCUCUACAGCCCAACCAGGGAAAGAUAGGGCUGAGCUAGUUGCCUCCUGUGCCAUCCCUAUGGAGAAAAGUGUUAAAGUUCAUCCCUACUGCUUUUCUUCCCUCUUCUGUCCUUAAGCUCUGUUUGGGAGUUAAACCAACGCUUCAAUCUGUGUGCCUGUAUCCAAUCCCCACUGAUGGUUAUGAAUAGUAGUGAAUGACUAGUCUUCUCUGUCUCUCAUGCAGGAUUCCAAAACGACCCCUACCACUAGACACUUCAUGGAUAGUAGAUCUGAAAGGAUCAAAUGGGUAUCAGCUCCAUCUUGUUCUCUGACAGGUGGAAUGUAUGAUAUUGUGCCCAGUGGGUUGGGGUUAGAGGUUGAUUUGGAAUUGUACGUCACUCUUUCUCUCUCCUCUCUUCCUGUUCUUGUUGCCAUCAGCAGAACUCGUAGCCUCGUUUGGCACUAUUUUUAUACUGUAUAGUACUACUCUGCUUUUUGUGCUGUUCCUUUUUCAGUCACACCGACUAACAUACCAGCCGGAGAAACACUCCAACGUCCUGGGGACAGAAUAACAUGCCUGGUGUGACUUUGUCUUCUUACAUUUCUGAGAAGUUUGUGUUAUGACACCAGAGCCCAUGAUAAUCAUAGGCCUGAGAUCAGUUGCUGCUGUCCAGUAUGUACUUAACCAAAACAUCUGUUUCGUAAGUAUGGCAAUGGUCAUUGUUAUAAAAUUGUAUCUAUUACAUUGUUAUUGCAGAGGACAGCCUACUUCUCUACUCUGGUGCCGGAGUGUAAAUCCAUACUUUCUCUUACUCUCUGUGCAUCAAGAAGCUUGUUAAAUCGCAUCGCAUCUACAGUUUUCCUUUUUUUUGUAGCCAUCCAAAUGUAUAUACUUUUCAUGUUGAGCUUUGUUGUAAAAUUAUUUAAAAUAAAAAUUCUAUGAGAAUAUUCUUCAUUGCCA